Teleopsis dalmanni is the source of this 1004-nucleotide messenger RNA. RefSeq lists its product as uncharacterized. The record is from RefSeq and is a predicted model, not a curated record. Bases 115 to 921 code for a protein of 268 amino acids. The transcript has 3 exons. NCBI's taxonomy places the organism in Eukaryota, Metazoa, Arthropoda, Insecta, Diptera, Diopsidae.
UUUUUUUUGUUUCAAAACUCAGUAACACUUUUUUGUUGGUAUUUAGGAAUAGGAAGGAGCUAUAAAGAGUUAUAGCUAUUAAUUUGAUUAGUUCUGCAUCGAAACUUCUUAAAUAUGAAGUUUAAAAAAUUCACUCCAUACAAUGCAAAUCAAGCAGAAGAUGAAGACGAUGAUUUUGAAGCCGCCACAACUUCUAGAAGGAAAUCGUCAGAAAAAAUGGUCACAGCAAAACAUUCAUCGAAAAAAUUAAAUAAAAAAGAUAGUGGUUUGAUGGGUCCUGACUUGGAACAUGUUUUAGUUGAAAAGCGUUCAUCAAAAAAACUACACGCAAGAAAUAAUGACAUGGAUUCUGAAGGUGCGAUCAAGAAACAUAAAUCAAAAUCCAAAACAAAACUUGAUUCCGAUAAUACAGUACCAGAGAAACGUUCUUCAAGAAUGUUACAUCGAAAAAACAGUGAUAUUAUGAAAUCUGAAGAACCAAAAAAAAAGAAAUUUAGAUCCAAAACAAAACUUGAUUACGAUAGUAUGGAAGAAGAAUUGGAACAGGAACACACACACAAACCUAAGAAAUCAAAAUCAACAACAAAACUUGAUUCCGACGGCACGUUAGUGGAAAAGCGUUCAUCAAGAAGACUGAAUAGAAGCAGCAGCCACGCCUCAAAUUCUGAACAAGAACCAAAAAGAAUGAGACGUUCAAGAUCUCAAAUAAGAAUAGAUGCAGACAGAGAGAGAAGGCGCAGAAAGAAAAUGGAAUCUUAUGACGAUGAGAUUGUUGAUGAUGAGAAUUCAUCUGAACAUAUCCAAGCAGAAGCGGUAAACUUAUCACUGACUAAUCAAAAUCAGGGUGGUUUUUUCCAAAUUUUAAGUUGGAUUAUUUUACAAUUUCUUAAUAUCUUUAGACCUAGCACUUGGUUUGCUUAAAAUGAUAGUAGGGGUAAACUUUUAAGAUCCAACAACAAAAUCCAGGACAACUGAUCUAGAUUGGCUUUAGUGACAGCAAAGCA